This is a messenger RNA of Linum tenue, 1014 nucleotides long. The record is from the annotation of a GenBank genome assembly. Lineage: Eukaryota; Viridiplantae; Streptophyta; Magnoliopsida; Malpighiales; Linaceae.
GAAAAGAAGGUUCCGGUCAAGUCUGAACAGAAAGAAGCUUGUAGUAGCGUCUGAAGUACUGAACAUCUCUCGCACAUCCCAUCCCGUUCCCCGCCAUGGCUUCUGCAGGCGCAGAAAUAUCAGCUCCGGCCACCGGGCCGGCGGCCGCGAAUGUGGAGUGGCAUGUGAGGCCUCCCAAUCCCAAGAAUCCAAUCGUCUUCUUCGAUAUCACUAUUGGUACCAUCCCAGCUGGUCGCAUCAAGAUGGAACUUUUCGCCGAUAUUGUCCCCAAAACUGCUGAAAAUUUCAGGCAGUUCUGCACCGGUGAGUUCAGGAAAGCUGGAUUGCCUGUUGGUUACAAGGGAUGCCAGUUCCACAGGGUUAUUAAGGAUUUCAUGAUUCAAGCUGGUGACUUUGUCAAGGGCGAUGGUAGUGGAUGUACUUCCAUUUACGGGCAUAAGUUUGAAGACGAAAAUUUUGUUGCCAAGCACACUGGGCCUGGUCUACUAUCAAUGGCUAACAGCGGACCAGGUACAAAUGGCUGCCAGUUCUUCCUUACCUGUGCAAAAUGUGACUGGCUCGACAAUAAGCAUGUUGUCUUUGGGAGGGUCCUAGGAGAUGGCCUCUUGGUUAUCAGGAAGAUAGAGAAUGUAGCUACUGGACCAAACAAUCGACCGAAGCUGGCUUGUGUUAUUGCAGAAUGUGGGGAAAUGUAGAAGCUGUUGGAUCAAAGAACUUCCCAAUUUUUGAGGAUUUCUAACAAAACAAUGUCUAGGCACUGGUUACCGUUGUAUGGGACUGCUGUCUUUGUUCAAGAGUUUCCAGCUAGAGGCAACACUUGCCAGUCAGGGCAGUUCUCUUGUACAUGAGAGGAUUGAAGACGUUUAAUGGAUUGCGAGUAUCUUUGAAUUGCCCAUUUUGGCCAAUUUCGCUGGCUAUGUGAUUGAUUCAUUAGUUGUAUGAAACUGGUGAAUGGUUGAAAGUGCCAUACUAGAUUGAAAAAUUCGUACCAGGUGAAAAUACACAAUGCAUACC